Molecule: messenger RNA, 1206 nt
Organism: Angiostrongylus costaricensis
Lineage: Eukaryota; Metazoa; Nematoda; Chromadorea; Rhabditida; Metastrongylidae
Source: the annotation of a GenBank genome assembly
AUGAAAGUUGUCCUAUUAUUUUCCCAGCUUUAUCCUAAUUUCCGAAUAGCCGAGCUACAAGGCAUAUGCGAUGGAUUGAAUAUAAACUUCGACGUCUCUCAAAUUGACACUAAGGGUCCUCUGUUCCUGGUGGAUGUGCAGAGUGAAGACGACGUAAGGAAGUUGCUGUCGCGAUCUCUUCUUCUAAAAUCGGCUUAUUUUUAUAUGUUUAUGAGCAACUCUUAUGAAGGUUUAAGUAACGAGAUUACCAGCCAUGAGGAGGUCUUUGAGAAUUUCGAUCAUCCAAGUAAAUCCUUCUCUGUAGUGGUACGUCCUGUUGGUCGGAGGAAAGGCGUAAAUUGUGUGAAAAUGGCUUCGGAAUUUGCUUCAAUACUGCCGCUGGAUGCUGCACCUGUAGAUUUGAACAACCCCGAUAACACUUUUACUGUUUUGGAAGAGUUUGCCAGUGCCGAUGCUUUGGAACCAAAUCAGCUUUUCUUUUGCAGAUUGAUUAGCCAUGGUCAGGCCAAAUUAAAAACGCUCUAUGAUAUAAAGAGACGGCUCUACAUUGGGAACACAACUAUGGACCCAGAAUUGGCCUUUAUUCAGCAAACACUUCUAACUGUUUUUGAAGGUGGUUUGUUACUUUCUGCUGCUGAAUUUGGUGCUUACACUCUUGGAACGGAGAUUAACUAUCAGAUUGCUAAGGCCGUUGGGAAGUCCUCAAGACAUGGUGUUUCCAUGCGCUCUACGAGGGAAAGCGUCAUGGCGAACUUCGAGCAGUAUGGCACUGAUCGUUGCUUCCUGACACCAUAUGGAAUUCGCGAGAAAGGUCGAAAAAUCGGAAAGAAACCAAGAGGAGACCACUGGACUUUGUCAAAGGCUGAAUGCGAGUACCACUUUCCCGAAAAACAGCCGUAUUCAUUGGAGAGCACAUUCAUUGAUUUGUGUGAUCUCGCUGCAAAAACACUACUGAUUGGAUCUAAACUGUCUUUCUGGUUUCCCACAAUCAUUGACAGCUAUUCGGAAGAUUGUCUACCUGUACACCCAGCAUUAAGACUGGUUGCAAAUUGUGAGCAACGUCUCUCUCGUAAAACUAGCAGGCGAUUGUUGGUUUACCAGAAAUAUCGUGAAGCUCUACCUGAUGAGCGAGCAUGGUGUCCUGCCAGUCACUUUCAGAAUGCGAGCUUUCGAGAUGUUACAUUUACACCGAGGCUGGCUCUUUAA